Molecule: messenger RNA, 1407 nt
Organism: Ostrea edulis (European flat oyster)
Lineage: Eukaryota; Metazoa; Mollusca; Bivalvia; Ostreida; Ostreidae
Product: U3 small nucleolar ribonucleoprotein protein IMP4-like
Exons: 9
Coding region: 125-1003 (292 amino acids)
Biological process (GO): rRNA processing
Cellular component (GO): Mpp10 complex; nucleolus; small-subunit processome
Molecular function (GO): snoRNA binding; rRNA primary transcript binding
Source: RefSeq, a predicted model, not a curated record
AUUGUAAUAUCCGAAUAUUAGCAUGCAAUAUUGAAUUCCGGUUGCUGAACACGUUGUGGUGUGAUCAAGAAAUUUUAAUACUUUCUCAGUUUUUGUAGCAGUAAUGUAAAAUUUCACAACAAAAAUGAUUCGAAGACAAGCCCGUCUAAGGAGGGAAUACCUAUACAGGAAGUCCAUUGAAGACCGAGACAAAACUAUCCUAGAAAAGAAGCAAAGACUCAAACAAGCACUCGAUAACAACAAACAGAUUCCAUCAGACUUGAGGAAGGAUGCAAUUGACAUACAGAAGACCCUGGACUGGGAGGGGGCAGGGGCAGAUGGCAUUGUGAACCAUGUGGAUGAUGAGUAUAAAUGGGCAGGGGUGGAAGAUCCCAAAAUAAUGAUCACUACCUCCAGGGACCCGAGCUCCAAGCUCAAACAGUUUGCCAAGGAAGUGCGUUUAAUUUUCCCAAAUAGUCAGAGGAUCAAUCGUGGUAACUAUGAGGUGAAACAACUGGUAGAAGCCUGCAGGUCCAAUGAUGUUACCGAUCUUAUAUUACUCCACGAACACAGGGGUGUUCCAGACAGUCUGAUCGUUUGCCACCUUCCUUUUGGACCAACGGCGUAUUUCACUCUGUCUAGUGUUGUAAUGCGACAUGACAUUCCUGAUGUAGGAACAAUGUCUGAACAGUAUCCACACCUCAUCUUCCACAAGUUCUCCUCCAGGCUAGGAAACAGAGUGAAAAGUAUCCUAAAGUUCCUGUUUCCUGUUCCUAAAGAAGAAAGUAAAAGAGUUAUCACCUUAGCUAAUGAUGAUGAUUUUAUUUCAUUCAGGCAUCAUGUUUACAAAAAGACAGAGAAUGGAAAAGACAUAGAACUGCAAGAGGUGGGACCAAGAUUUGAAAUGAAAGUGUAUCAGAUUAUUCUUGGCACCAUCGAGAAUGUCGACACAGCAGACACAGAAUGGGUGUACAGACCUUACAUGAACACCACCAGGAAACGGAAGUUUUUAUCGGACAGCUAGACAGGAAGUUUUUAUCGGACAGCUUGACGGGAAGAUUUAAUCAGACAGCUUGACAGGAAGUUUUUAUUGGACAGCUAGACAGGAAGUUACAUAUGUACAUCAGUGGAGCGUAUGGACACAGAGGCAGUGUGUAGUCCUAUCAAUAUAGACAGACUGAUCGGGGAAAUCUCAUUUAAACAUGCUUUGUUUGACUGUACAUUAGACUGAAACUUACUGGAAUGUUAAUGAUAUUGUCAUAUUUCAUCAUGUGUAAUAAUUGUACAGUACUGUGCAGUGAAUGGUUCUGUGAUACGAGGAACUGAUGUCUGAUGCAGACUUGUGUACCUUGUUUUACUGGUACCAGGACUUGUGUUAAUGAUAAAUGUACGUUCCUCCUAGUACAAUUAAAAUUCAUUUUCAAGAAA